Messenger RNA from Symbiodinium sp. CCMP2456, 2838 nucleotides. NCBI's taxonomy places the organism in Eukaryota, Dinophyceae, Suessiales, Symbiodiniaceae. The record is from the annotation of a GenBank genome assembly.
AUGGCGUGUCUCAGCUAUCUUCAGGAAGGUUGGAUGCAGUGUUUCGGAAAGCCCCAGGUUCUUAGGCUUGAUCCCGCUGGGUCCUUCCGAAGCCAACAUGUGGAAAGCUUUUGUGAUAGGCACAAGAUUUUCCUGGAGAUUAUCCCCGGUGAAGCCCAUUGGAAACUGGGGAUCUGUGAACAGGCUGUUCAGGGAUUGAAGGAAGUUAUGACGAAGACGUGUUUGGGGGAAGAGGGCAUUAACCCCGAAGAAGCACUUGCCACGGCAGUCAUGACGUUCAAUCAUCGGGAUAUUGUCCGAGGUUUCUCUCCUGUGCAGCAUGCGCUAGGCCACAACCCUGACCAAGUAGGUCCUGUGAUGGAAGUGAUUAACCAGGCCCCCGUGUCCAUGCUGUGGGAAGACCCCCAAGGAGAGGUGGAACGUGCCUCAAGAUUAAGAGCGGCUGCAGAGGGCGCGCAUGCAUCUUGGAUCGCACGCCAGAGAAUUGUCCGGGCUCAAAACUCCAAGGGCCAACCUGUUCUCGAUUUCCAACCGGGUGAGUUAGUGUAUCUAUGGAGAGCACAGACUGGCCAACAGGGUCGCCGACAACCGGGCGACAAACAUGGCCAGUUCAUAGGUCCAGCGAGGAUCCUGGCCACUGAAAAGAAGAAGGAUGAAUCCGGACACCUGGUGCCCGGAAGUUCGGUGUGGCUCGUCCGAGGGAGGAGCUUGAUAAAGUGCUGUCCGGAACAAUUGCGGAGAGCCUCUGAGAGGGAGGAGCUCCUGGAGAUGCUCGCUAAGCCAGAGGACCGAACGCCCUGGUCAUUCCAGAGAGUAGCGGCGGAGAUCGGCGGCAAUCAGGUCAAAGACUACUCACAGCAACGCCCCACGCCACCAGAGUGGCAUGGUGCACAAGAUGUGGAAGAGACAGCGCCGCCUACGCGAGUCCGCUUUCGAGGCAAGAGGGCCCAACCGGAAGCCAUGGCAGAGCCUAUGGAGGAGGACGAGGAGCAUCGCUCACCAGCUUCAGCAAGCUCAAGCCGAGCUCGGCUGGAAAGUGCACAGGGCUGUGGUUGGCAAGCAGCGGAAGCCUGGUGGGCAUCCGUGCCGGACCAGGAGUGGGAGCCAAAGCCUGCGGACGCAGCAGUUUCCGUGGAGAUUGAGCUUCCCACCAACGUGAGAGGACUACAGAAGACACUACAUCAGCUGCCCUCCUACUUUGUGGGAGCCAUGAAGCGAAGGGCAAUUGAGGUCUGUGAGCGAAAACUGUCGCCGUCCCAGAAGGAGGAGUUCCGAGCGGCAAAGAACAUCGAGGUCCGCAAUUUUAUAGCAUCGAAGGCCUUCCAGGUGCUCCCGGAGGAGUUGAAGCCAAGCCGGGAGCAAGCCAUCAAUAUGAGGUGGAUACUAACUUGGAAGUCCACCGAUUCAGGUGGCCAGAAGGCUAAAGCAAGAGCUGUGCUAUUAGGGUACCAAGACCCUAAAUACGAACACCGAUCGACCACAGCCCCCGUGAUGACGCGUCAGACGCGUCAAAUGCAGUUGCAAUUGUCCACCAACCGCGGCUGGACGGUGCAAAAAGGAGACGUGUCUGGAGCGUUUUUACAAGGCCGAGAAUACCCGGACCAGUUGUUUUGCAUUCCGUGCAAAGAAAUCUGCGAAGCCAUGGGGUUACCAGAGGGAACUAUUACACGCCUUCGGCGUGCCUGCUAUGGACUUGUAGACGCACCACUGGAGUGGUACAGAACCGUGGACGAGUACUUAGGCGAGUUGGGACUCGAGCGGACACAUGCCGACGCAUGCGCAUGGGUCUGGCGUCCCAAUGGAGAGCUACGGGGCAUGAUAUCAGGUCACGUCGACGACUUCUUGUUUAGCGGAGGAGCUGAGGACGCUGACUGGCAAGCCUUGUUGGAAAAGAUCCGCCAACGGUUCAAGUGGGGAGACUGGGAGCAAGACAAGUUUGUGCAGUGUGGCGUGCAUGUUGAGAGGACAACAGAGGGUUUCUUACUGAGUCAGCCGACGUACCUGGAAGGGGUUAAGGAGAUUCCACUUUCUUCCAGUCGCCGAAAGAUGAAGGAUGCUGCUACCGGGGAGCGAGAAAAGACGCAGUUGAGAGCCCUUCUAGAGGGUCUCUCAUGGCACGCCCAACAAGUAGCACCACACUUGUCUGCUGAGGUACGCCUCCUGCUCUCAGAAAUCUCCGAGAGCAAUGUCAACACGAUCAUCAAAGCUAAUCUCCUGGCCCAUCACGCAAAAGCCCGCCAGGACCAUCAGAUGUUGAUACACCGCUUCUCAGCUGAGGAACCAUUGGCAUUGUUUGGCUGGGUGGAUGCGGCGAGCCAGAAUCGCCGCGAAGGUGGAUCGACGCAAGGGAUUUUUAUAGGCAUGGGCCCUGCGAACAUGUUGCAGGGCGAGAUGGGACGAGUGACACCCAUUGCAUGGCAUUCCAAUAAGAUAGACAGGGCUUGUAGGUCACCAGGUGCGGCAGAGGCGCAAGCUGCUGUUAACGGGGAAGAUGCACUGUAUUUUGCCCGUUACCAAUGGAGUGAGUUGUGCUUUGGGAAUGUGAAUCUGCGUCAUCCCGAUGAGACGGUCGCUAAGGUGCUUGUCAUAAAAGGGGCGGAAAAGCGCACCAACAUUGAGCUGCUGGCCAUCAAGGAGGCUCAAAGGAACCACGGGGUGCUCAUCCGCUGGGUACAUUCAGAAGCACAACUUGCCAACGCGCUCACGAAGCAUGGCAGUAAAGAGCUGGAAUUGUACUACCGUCUGCGCCACGCAUGGCGCAUUGUGGAGGACCCCGACAUGAUGUCUGCUCGGAGGAGGAAGNNUGCAGGUGAAAUCACCUGGCUGCGCCGUCACUAG